ACCCCUCCUUUGUCGGUUUCCCCCCUCCUGUUUCCCACAAUGCUCAGCGAGCAUCACCACCAAGAUGGCCGAGGCUAUGGAGGAGUAUGAGAAAGAGGCCGGCUGCGUCCCGAUCCUCCACCCCGAGGAAAUCAAACCCCAGACUCACUACAACCACGGCUUCAGUGAGAAUGUCAGCCGUAAGAACCAUGUGGACGAUUACAGUACCUGGGACAUCGUCAAAGCCACACAGUACGGGAUCUUCGAGCGCUGCCGGGAGCUGGUGGAGGCGGGCUUCGACGUUCGGCAGCCAGACAAAGAAAACGUCACGCUCCUCCACUGGGCUGCCAUUAACAACAGAAUAGACCUAGUCAAAUACUAUAUCUCAAAGGGAGCCAUUGUCGACCAGCUAGGAGGAGACCUCAACUCCACACCUCUGCACUGGGCCACCAGACAAGGCCAUCUCUCCAUGGUUGUGCAGCUCAUGAAAUAUGGCGCAGACCCGUCGCUGAUCGAUGGUGAGGGAUGCAGCUGCAUCCAUUUGGCAGCUCAGUUUGGCCACACCUCAAUUGUGGCUUACCUUAUUGCCAAGGGGCAGGAUGUGGAUAUGAUGGAUCAGAACGGCAUGACUCCUCUGAUGUGGGCGGCCUACAGAACACACAGUGUGGAUCCCACACGUCUGCUCCUGACCUUCAACGUCUCUGUCAACCUGGGGGACAAAUAUCACAAGAACACAGCGCUGCACUGGGCCGUGCUGGCCGGCAACACCACCGUCAUCAGCCUGCUGCUGGACGCCAAUGCUAACGUUGAUGCACAGAACAUUAAAGGCGAAACACCACUGGACCUUGCUAAGCAAAGGAAGAAUGUGUGGAUGAUCAACCACCUACAGGAGGCACGGCAGGCCAAAGGCUACGACAGUCCGUCCUAUCUUAAGAGACUGAAGAUGGAUAAGAUAUGGCAGGAGUUCAGACAGAAAGUGAUGCUGGGAACACCGUUUGUGGUCGUGUGGCUGGUGGGCUUCAUCGCUGACCUGGACAUCGACUCGUGGCUCAUCAAGAGCGUCAUGUACGCCGGCGUCUGGGUGGCCGUGCAGUUCCUCUCCAAGGCUUUUUUCGAUCACUCCAUGCACAGUGCUCUCCCUCUGGGAAUCUACCUGGCAACAAAGUUCUGGAUGUACGCCACUUGGUUCUACUGGUUCUGGAAUGAUCUGCCCUUCGCCACGGUCCACGUUCCCUUCCUCAUCAACUCCCUGGUUUUGUUCUACAACUUUGGAAAAUCCUGGAAGUCAGAUCCAGGAAUUAUCAAAGCAUCAGAGGAGCAAAAGAAAAAGACGAUAGUGGAGCUUGCAGAGACGGGCAGCCUGGAUUUGAGCAUAUUCUGCAGCACCUGCUUGAUACGGAAACCUGUCCGCUCCAAACACUGCGCUGUCUGCAACCGCUGCAUCGCCAAGUUCGACCACCACUGCCCCUGGGUGGGGAACUGUGUGGGAAGCGGGAAUCACCGCUACUUCAUGGCUUACCUGUUCUUCCUGCUCUGCAUGAUCUGCUGGAUGAUAUACGGCUGCAUCUCGUACUGGAGGGUUCACUGUGCCACCACCUACGCCAAGGAUGGAUUUUGGCUGUACCUGACGCAGAUCGCCUCCUGCUCGCCCUGGAUCUUCUGGAUGUUCCUCAACAGCAUCUUCCACUUCAUGUGGGUGGCAGUUCUCAUCAUGUGCCAACUCUACCAGAUUGCCGCAUUGGGAAUCACCACCAAUGAGAGGAUGAACGCGCGCAGAUACAAGCACUUUAAGGUCACGGCUACAUCCAUCGAGAGCCCCUUCAAUCAUGGCUGCUUCAGAAACCUCGUUGACUUCUUUGAGAUCCGUUGCUGCGGCCUGAUCCGACCCGUGACGGUGGACUGGACCACGCAGUACACAAUAGAGUACGACCAGACGUCCGGCUCAGGCUACCAGCUAGUGUAGAGGAGGCUGUGGAGAGCGUCUGGAUGUGGGAAAGGAGCUCCCCGUUCAGAUCUGAGCCAUCUCUGGAGCGCUUGCUUCUUUUUUUGCGUUUGUUCUUGGUGAAACCAUCUUGCCUUCACCGAUCAAAAAGAAACCCACCAGGACGAGCAUGCAGUAACGGGGGCAACACCACCUCGCCCAUUCUGUUCACCUUCAUCUCUCAAGCUAUUACUAAUACUGUUACUCAGACCCACCCGACUCCUCUCCUCAGAGCUUUUGGACGGUUUGUUGCUGCCAAACAUCAAAGGAGAGGAGAUCGGGAGAGGGGGCAGUCCUGUGUGUGACAGGAGUGGGACAGCCCCCACCCUCCCCACCUCAACGUAACAUUUCUGCUGUUGUGCAUACCUGACGGGUCCGGGAGGUCUCGGCGAUGAGCAGGGCGAGGCACAGAAGUGUGACGGAAGGAGAGAAUGUCUUUGUAAAGGAUUUUGCACCAUGAAGACGGGGAACUGUCAGAGGACAGCGUUGGAGGCGGAGCCUCUGGAGUUGCGCUGCGCCUCACCUGCAGAGCUUUUUCUGUGGAUCCUUCAGCAGGAACAGCUGUAAACACGACGCCGCGGCCAACAGACAAUGUGAUGCAGUUUAUUUAUUUGAAAGCUAUUUAUAGAUAAAGUAAUUAAACGGUCCAUCUCUUUUUACAUGUGGUUUUAGCUGAGUAGGAUUUUAUGCACAGGACUGGCUGCCUGAGAGGGCGGGGGGCGGGGACAGCGGGGGUAUUUAUUCCGAGCAGCAGGAGGAUGUUCAGUAGAGCCUCAUUCCAUGUCUGCUCUCUGCAGAAGCUGUAAAGUCUUAUUUUUGUUUGGUGUCUGACGUUGCACUGAUGGUUUUAGUCAGAAAGGAGGGAGGAAGAGGAGACUGUAUAUACAUAUACUCUCUAAGGGGGUUGGGUUUUCUUUCAUCAGUGUUAGUCCAAAGUGUUUUUAUUCUGAAGGAAACAGGAAAGAAUUGGAGUGACUUUUGUCUGUAUGUUUGUAGCUUUUAGUGAUGUUCCACCCUGCUGUCCAUUGGCAUUUUAAUACCCCCUCCCCCCCAUGUACCUGACAUUUCUUCCCGCCAACAAACUCCACUGCAUGUAUGAUGCUUGGGACCUCUGGUCGCCAUGGCAAUGGCUAGCCAUCUGUCUGUAUAUAGUGAAUGUUAUGUAUUUCCGAGGACUUUGGGGGUUUUUGAUCGCCUGGUUGUGUUUGUGUUUUUAUGGAAGUGGUCCUUCCGGUUGCCAGUUUUAAUGUCUUACAUCCCAGUGUGUCCACAUAUUUAAAUGUUGUUUUUUUCCCCCCUCAUUUCUGGGUCAAACGCAGAAGGCUUUGCUUUACCACUGGAUGUAAAAACUGUAAAGCAGCAUACUUCAGAACUGCAGUUUUUUGUUGUUUUUCUGUCUAGGUGGAAAUGUGCUGAUGCAAAAGAUUUAGGGACAGGAGGUUCAAUCACCUGGGCAGCGCAGCAGCUGUGGGUUCUCUCAAACUGGUGACGACUGUUUCAUAUCAGCUUUCUUACAGAGAACUCCAGGUCGGACGCACUGGUUCUUCCAGCGGUUUGAGCCCCCUCUGACCCCCCGUGUGAGAAAGAAAAGGAAAGCACUUAAUCAUGUCCAGUGCCUCCCUGCCCACCUCCACACGCCACUGUAACUCCACUUCAGAUGUAAACAUAUGGGCAUGGUUCAGUUUUAAUAAUAAAGAAUCAAAUAGUCAAAUGGAA
This is a messenger RNA of Oryzias latipes (Japanese medaka), 3676 nucleotides long. The record is from RefSeq and is a predicted model, not a curated record. Lineage: Eukaryota; Metazoa; Chordata; Actinopteri; Beloniformes; Adrianichthyidae.